Messenger RNA from Paramecium sonneborni, 317 nucleotides. The record is from the annotation of a GenBank genome assembly. NCBI's taxonomy places the organism in Eukaryota, Ciliophora, Oligohymenophorea, Peniculida, Parameciidae.
AUGGUAAAUUAAAAGUAACUUUUACAAAAUAAGUUAGAAAUGAGGAAUUUCUAGAUGAAUUUUCUGCUCCAAAUCCAAGAAAAAUUAAUAGAUCUCCAGGUCCAGCUAUUUAUGCUGAUAUUUAAUUCAAACCUAAUACCAAAUUAGGAUUUGUACCAACAUCAAAAAAAGGUGAUUUAUUUAAACCAAAGGAAGGACCUGGGGUAGGUGACUAUUCUAAAAUUAUUCCUUUCGGAAAGAUUUACAAUAAACAUAUAAUAUCUAAGAGAUAAUUAUUUAAAUUUAGAGAUCUUAAUUAAUUUGAUUUUGAAUAAUGA